Messenger RNA from Trametes versicolor FP-101664 SS1, 1140 nucleotides. RefSeq lists its product as uncharacterized. The transcript is spliced from 2 exons. The record is from RefSeq and is a predicted model, not a curated record. Lineage: Eukaryota; Fungi; Basidiomycota; Agaricomycetes; Polyporales; Polyporaceae. The coding region runs from base 1 to 1140 and encodes 379 amino acids.
AUGUUCCUCACGCCAACCAUCCGGGGCCUGGAACUCGCUUCAAAUGAUCUGAGUGUGUCCACGGUCGUGCCACUCUUCGCCGAGGUGGUUGCGGUGUGCAGGGACCUCACGCAUCUUCAGUGUACGUCGAGACUCUACCAGGAAUCAAAGCCCGCCGGCCCCGAUGGCGAGACCCUGACUCAACUCCUGCGCGGCAUGCCGAAGCUGGAGAAGGUGUUGGCGACGCUCCCCAAGCUCGCGACGCUGGAAUUGACCAUGGACUCGAAGGAAACGGACGCUCUGGCCGCCUCUGCGGCCGCCGGCGCGCGUGCAGGACGCUGGUUCAAUACACUCGUCCGCCUGGGGCUCGCCGUGGAGCAAAUGGACCAGAACACGGCGGUGUUCCUAUGCGCCGUGCGGAGCGGGUGCCUGCGGGGGUUUGCAGAGCUACAGUUACGGACCCUCAACGGGCCCGGGAGCGUUCUGCUCCAGCAGCGCCUCGAGACCCUCGCGCACUCCCCUUUCCGCAACUCACUGAACCGUGUGGUCCUCGACCACGUAGCUCCAUUUGAGAUCAACGGCGUCGAGGUCCCGCUAGACCUCGCGCAUGCACUCCAGCCUCUCUACGCUGUUCCCCAUAUCCGCCACUUCACCAUCCGAGGAUCCUCGCUUCUUGCGAACGCGCGCCUGGCGCUCCGCGAUAUUGCACACGCAUGGCCGGAGCUCGAGGCCCUCGCACUGAUCAGUCACAGGGAUGAUUCGGUCGGGGCCGUCGCAGGAUGCAUCACUCUGGAGGAUUUGGUGCAGCUCCCGCGCCGCUGCCCGCGCCUUCGCAGGCUCGAGCUUCAUCUGCACGCAGAGACGGUUCCAGACGCGGCGACGCUCGCGCGCCUGCUGCCUGAGCCGUCGCAGAGCCCACUUAGAGGCCCCCUUGUUGUGCACAGUGCGCCGAUCGUAGACGCGGACCGGGUGGCGGAUUUCUUGGCCCAUCUCUUCCCGGCGUUGGACGAUGUGUCAUAUGAGGGGGCGGUGGAAGGUUCGAUAUUUGGGGGUGGCCGGGCUUCGUGGGUGUCGCGGGAGAAGUGGGAGAAGGUUGGACGUCUUCUCAAGGAGAGUGUGGACUCGGCAUCGGAGGUCGGCCGCGUCCCACAGCUUCACUAG